CUAAACAACCUUAUUUUUAAGAGAAAUAUUUCGGUAAUAUAAUACAAUAUUGGUGGAUAUAUUUUGAAAUUUAUCGUUUAUCUGUUUCAUUUAUAUCACUCCGACAGACUCCAACAAUAAUGUGCUGUCAAGGAGAUGGGUUAUAGGUAGACGGGUGCCUGGAUAUGCAACGAUAAAUACUUUGGAAUAUGAAUUAUUCCGCAAUAUAUCAAUAGUGUCUUGCCCCUAGCCCUAGAUCAAAUCACGAUAUAUUCCGGAUCUUGUGCAAAACUGAUUGUCGAUAAUUAUCGAUAUUUCAAGUUUCAACCCUGACAACCAAACAGAAGUAAACAACAUUGCAGUGUUUAUUGUGCUCGUAAAAUUUGUUUUAUUAAUUUAACAAAAUUGCUAUUUGGGUUCUAAAUACCGCAAAUCACAGUGUACCAAAUAGUGAUCAGUUUAAUAUGAGUCACUGUCGAGUAAUAUCAUGCCUUAAUAAAAGAGGCCAAACGAGAUUCUUCAGUUUCCCUACCGAUCCUAAAAUAUGUGCUCAAUGGGUGCAAUUCUGUCGUUGUCCUGAAACAGAGGACAGGUUCAAGACUAAGGGAGUAAAAUCAAUGCAAAAAAUGGCUAUUUGCUCUGAACAUUUUGAGCCAGAUUUGCUUCAAGCUGCAGCUCGGGGUCAGCUACCACCAGACGCAGUGCCUAUCGACAUAGGUCGGACAUAUAUGACGCCUGCAAUGCUGAUUGAACAUGGUUUUAAUAUUGAAUUACAAACGGAGUUCGAAGCAGUAGACGUCAUGCCCGUCAGCAUAGACCAAACAUUUAUAACACCUGACGUACAGACUAACCAUGACUUCAAAGUAGAAUCACAAACAGAGCCCGAAUUCGUUGAACCACAUGUGGAAGAUGCGUACAUUUCUGAUAAUUUUUUGGUGGAGAUGUUGCGUCCGGAAGACAUUAAAGAAGAGCCAAACGAAGAUGAACAGUCUAAUUUUGUAGAUGAUGCAGUUGCUCAAGAUGACAAUCAUACGAAUACACCGACAGAACCAGCUAGUCAAAAUUCAUCAAAAAAUAAAGACCACAUUAGCAAAACACAUGUAGCAAAAAAGUUGCCUUGUGAAGGACUCUGUGUAUUAGCUCCAAAUUUCAAGAAACAGCUAAUGAUGCAAGAGAAAGGAAAUCAAAAAAUGAAAAAUUUUCUUCAAGAUGCUGAGAAAAGGUAUACUACAGCUUUGACAAGAGUUCGAAAAACGGCUGAUUUAUUAGUACUGAAACACCAGAAACGUAUUCGAUUGAAAAUACAAUAUAAACAACUUCAAGCACAAAACAAAAUGAUAGACGCUAACAUGUCUGACCAUGCAACAGAAUCUGAAGAUGAAGGUGAUUUCGAUGAAACCAAAGCAUGGUGGUAGCUUUAUGAUAGUUUUAUUUUAAAUAAUGUAAAUAUACUUAGGUAUACAAUCA
Wyeomyia smithii (pitcher-plant mosquito) is the source of this 1446-nucleotide messenger RNA. RefSeq lists its product as uncharacterized. Gene Ontology annotation, molecular function: sequence-specific DNA binding. The coding region runs from base 444 to 1394 and encodes 316 amino acids. The record is from RefSeq and is a predicted model, not a curated record. The transcript has 2 exons. Lineage: Eukaryota; Metazoa; Arthropoda; Insecta; Diptera; Culicidae.